This is a messenger RNA of Lentinula edodes (shiitake mushroom), 3429 nucleotides long. RefSeq names its product SNF2 family N-terminal domain-containing protein. Gene Ontology annotation, molecular function: hydrolase activity, acting on acid anhydrides, in phosphorus-containing anhydrides; ATP binding; ATP-dependent chromatin remodeler activity. NCBI's taxonomy places the organism in Eukaryota, Fungi, Basidiomycota, Agaricomycetes, Agaricales, Omphalotaceae. The transcript has 30 exons. The record is from RefSeq and is a predicted model, not a curated record. The coding region runs from base 1 to 3429 and encodes 1142 amino acids.
AUGACUCCCGGCUCUCUAAGAUACGGAAGAAUUACUCGUGACAGUGUGACCCAAUCAGAAGAAGUUGAAUGGCGGCAUUGGGGAUGUGUGACGCCCCAUAUUCUACAAGAGCUUGCAGCCGUCAUUGAAAAUGUUUCCGGGUUUUAUCAACUCACACGUGCCGACCAACAAAAAAUACGUACCGCUUUGGCAACCAGACGCGUUGCUGUCACAGAUAUUCCUGUCAGCGCUCGACCUAUCAUACCUCCACCGCCUGCAUUAGCUUCCACGCAGAAAUUGACCGUUGCCAACCCCAAGAAAAGAAAGGAGUCUAGUUCCAAUGUAACAACGACUACGAGUUCAUCUCAAAGGGCGGAAAUAGACGCAGGGGAAGAUGAACCAAUGGAAGAAGAAGUUCUAGACGAAUUGAUAGUCUCACUGAAUACCCAAGUGGUUGGGAUUCAGUACUACAAAGGACUCGUCGGACCUGGGGAAGAAGUAAUCCUAGUGCGGGAGCCAAGCAAUCGCUAUGACAGGAAUGCGAUCAGAGUAGACAACAUAGGCCAUACUCAAGUUGGUCAUCUAUCGCGUACUGUCGCCUCAAAACUCGCGCCACUCAUGGACAGUCGAGCAAUCACUGUCGAAGGUGUGAUUCAUGACGGAAAUUUGUCGGGCUUUCGUGGGUACAAUCUAGAGAUGUAUGCUGUAGUUCCCCUCGUUUUCCAUGCCCUUGAAUUCAUCCCUGAUAGAACCCUCAAAAUGUAUGGCCCCUCGGACAAAGUCGUGCAACUACAGCCUCGUUUAGUUUGGGCAACCCCGGGUCAACGAGGAUUUCGAACCACUCGAACAGCAGCGCAGCGGACUGGCAGUCGGACCCCAGCUCCGGCUCAUCCCCCUUCAGCCUCUAUCCAUACCCCUACAGCCUCAAGUUCUUCUCAGCGUCUUCCGACCGCUACUCAGCUUGAACAAUUAAAGAAACAACAAGAGGGUAUCAGAAGAGCUGCGGAACUGCGGGAUAUGCUUAAUACCAUGGAAAAAGUCAAUGACCAAAGCCGCCGCUCUUCCCUUCUUGACACCCUAUGCACCAACGAGGACAUACUGUCUUUGCCUGUGUAUGACAAAUCACCCGGUGUUGCUACCGGACAGCUGAAAGUCAAUCUUCUCAAGCACCAGAAACAAGCCAUUAAAUGGUGUCUAGAGCACGAGUAUCCCGCACUACCGAAGAAGGAAGGUGAUAGACCCGUCCAGUUCUGGCAACUCAGAAGGAAUGGAACCAAGACUUUCUACAUGAAUCUUGCCACGAAUACGCCACAAGAGGCUCCUCCUACUCUUGGCAAAGGUGCUCUCUUUGCUGAUGCCAUGGGCCUUGGAAAAACAUUAACAAUGAUUUCGUUGAUCAUUGCUACCAAGCCCGAUGUCCCCAAGAAUUUCUCCAAUGCCACCUUAGUCGUUGUUCCUUUAUCCGUCCUGUCCAACUGGGAGAAGCAAAUUCAAGAUCACUGUGUUGAGGGCACUUUGACAUAUUGUAGCUACUACGGCGCCCAGCGUGCGCAGCUGGGUGCUCAAGCUCUCGCGAGUCAUGAUGUCGUUUUCACUACAUAUCAAACCGUGGCCGGUGAGCACGAUCAUCCUAGAACUCAACCUGCCAACAAGAAAAAGAAGGCAGAAAAGGCGUUGUUUGGGGUCUAUUUGCAGCGUGUCAUCCUUGAUGAAGGUCACUCAAUUCGGAACCCAAAGGCCAAAAUGAGUCAAGCGGUGUGUGCACUUGAAGCUGAUAGGCGCUGGGUGCUCACUGGAACUCCCAUUAUCAAUUCACCGAGAGUAAUAUUUGACCUUCAUUCCUCUUGUUCACGCACUUACAACAGUCACCAGGACCUGGGCUCUUUGCUGACCUUUCUUCGAAUUUGCCGUCCGCUUGACAAUGCAGAUUUUUUCAAACGGCUUCUCUUAAGACCUUUGAAAGACGGGAUCCCAUCUGGCGCAGGACUUUUAAGAGCUCUCAUGAGCCACGUCUGCCUAAGACGCACGAAAGAGAUGCAAGACGGCGCAGGAAAUCCGUUGGUACCUUUGCCUCCGGUCGAAAUUAUCAAAAUUCCUGUCACACUGAGUGAUGAAGCAAGAAGCUUGUAUGAAGAAGUCGAACGCUUGUCAGGGCAGAAAUUCGAAGCUUUGAUGCACGGAGACUCUCAUGCUGUGAUGCAGUCCAAUGCUUUGAGCAUGCUGACUCGUAUGCGCCAACUUGCCUUACAUCCUGCGCUGUUGCCUCGUGAUUACUUGGAACAGUUGAAGCAGAUCGAUGUUGGAAAAUCCAACAAUAUUGAUCUCACCCCUGAAUUGAAACAGCGACUGCAAGCUCGCCUUUCUCAAGCUAUUGAGGAAUGCGAGGAGUGCCCAAUCUGUUUCUCGGUGCCUGUUGAGGCCGAAAUAAAGAUCACUAGUUGCGCCCACGUUUUCUGUUUCCCUUGUAUCAAAGAAGCUAUUACUCGAGAUUCAAAAUGUCCCAUGGAUCGCCGUGCUCUGAGCCUCAAAGAUCUUCACGAUCCAUUACCUCCGAUGGACAUGACACAACCUUCCUUCCGCUCUCAAGGUGAUGAAAUCGAAGAGGGAAUCCGCAACGCGCCUUCUGCUAAAAUCGAGCAAUUGGUACAACUUCUCAAGCUGACACCGAAUGGGGAAAAAUCCAUUGUCUUUUCUCAAUUCACAAGCUUUCUUGACAAAAUCGCUGAAGCAUUUGAAGAACGAGGGAUCACUUACGUCCGGUUCGAUGGGCAAAUGUCUGCAAAGCGCAGGGCAGAUGCCAUUGCUCGUUUUUCGGUUCCUUUGGAAAGUAUCCCAACCGUACAGGUACCGCAAGAAAUAUCUACCUCAGCCGUUGCAUCGCGGUCGCGUCGAGCCUCGCGUAAUGCAUCCUACAAUGUCGAUCCUACGGAGGAUGAUGACGACGAAGAUUUCGUGAUGCCUUCUGCGGACAAUAAUUAUUCAGAUGACGACGAAGUUACAGCUGCGGCUACCUGGAAGAGCAAAGGUAAAGGUAAAGCGAAGCGGACACAGGGAGAUAGUGAAAACGAAGACCACUUUUCAUUUGGAGACACCCAGAACCAAAACAAUCCACCAGUCAUGCUCAUUUCCUUAAAAGCUGGAGCAUUAGGACUCAAUCUCACAGUUGCGAAUAAUGAUGGAUCCGAGGGCAUCGAAAGUCAAGCCAUAGAUAGGGUUAAUCGUAUUGGCCAAACAAAGCCUGUUCAUGUUUAUCAGCUAAUUGCCGAGGAUACGGUUGAGUCAAAGGUUCUUGAAAUCCAAGAUCGUAAGAAGAUACUCAUCAAAGAGGCGUUCUCAGGAGUCAAGAGAACGGAAACUGAACGACAGCAUCGCGAGGCAAGGUUGCAAGAUCUCAUACAGCUCUUUGGAGUCAGACAGCAAGAGGCUACACAAAGAUCGGCUUCGCACUGA